Suillus paluster is the source of this 1400-nucleotide messenger RNA. RefSeq lists its product as uncharacterized. NCBI's taxonomy places the organism in Eukaryota, Fungi, Basidiomycota, Agaricomycetes, Boletales, Suillaceae. The record is from RefSeq and is a predicted model, not a curated record. The transcript is spliced from 4 exons. Bases 161 to 1210 code for a protein of 349 amino acids. Gene Ontology annotation, cellular component: Rad51B-Rad51C-Rad51D-XRCC2 complex; centrosome; replication fork. Gene Ontology annotation, biological process: DNA strand invasion; double-strand break repair via homologous recombination. Gene Ontology annotation, molecular function: four-way junction DNA binding; ATP-dependent DNA damage sensor activity; ATP binding.
UGUUUUGUCCAGAACGGGUAGCCAGUGCCACAGGUCUCGCCAUUCACUCUUCCUCGUUAGCCACCGCAGUUUUCAGUAAGUCCGUCUUAUCAGGGUUCCACGAAGAAAAGGUUCAGAUUGACAUUUCACUCCAGGACACAUUUGUUUUGUCUUGAUCUGGAUGGCUUCCUUGCUGAACCAGAUUCCUCGAGAGUCCCUACAAAAUUUACUUUCCUCCUUAAGGGUAUGCGCCCUGCCUUCCGGAAAUCACAUCUCAACUGAAAGUUGCGCGCUUGAACCGCUACUUUCGUCCCUCAGCCGCGGGGAUGUCAUAGAAGUUCAGGGUCCUGCUUCAUCAGGGAAAACCCAUCUCUUGUAUCAUUUCGUACUACUCUGCAUUGCUCCGUCAAAGCAAGUGUCCAUGAACUUUGGGGGGAAUGGAAUGGUUGCGGUCGUCUAUGACACAGAUGCAACAUUUGAUGUCGCAAGGCUUCAUCAGCUGCUGUUGAACCGCUUAUCGCUUACUCUCCAUCACAACAUGGAGAUAGCACGCCGUCUAGCUGAGGAAUCGCUGCAACGUUUGCAUGUUUUUCGGCCAACAUCGCUCCUCCAACUCGCCACAAGUCUCCUAUAUCUCCCAUUUUAUCACAGAGCCUGCAUACCAGAACACGAAAUAGGCCUUCUUGCCGUGGAUUCAGUGAGCGCAUUUUAUUGGGCCGACCGUUUUAUCGCGGAGCAGAUGCGCAACAUGCCUCAAAUAGCUCAAGAAGAACCAGACCCUGCAUUGCUUAACCCACUCCAGCUUGUGCUUACGGCGCUUGGUCGACUUCGCCUUUCUCAUGCCCCUUUCAUCGUUUUAACCAAUUGGGGUCUGAAUCUCGCCUCGCAAUCCAGUGGGCCGGUGACGUUUUACAAGCAACAUUUACACUCAUUCCCUGUAUACUCUGAAAACUAUGACCCCAGUGCUCCGCCCACUUCGAUGACAGGUGAUCUUCCGCCAACGCCCAUGCCGCUUUCCCUUACGCACCACAUUACCUUAUCCCCGGUGUCAAUACCUCCUUUUGCCCCAGAGAUUUCCCUGCGUGAUGCAGUCCAACAGGAAGUACAGUAUCGCGGAAGUACAGUACAAAAGGGGGAAAUUACAGGUCUUGUGAGGACUGCGGGAAGCCGAGAGAUACGCCGUUUGACUCUUUGCAUAACACUUGAAAACGUUCAUAUCAGGUACUUGUGAUGCCCUUCGUCGCUUCUUUGGUUGUUGGUUCACAUAAUAGGGUAUUAUUGAAACACUUUAAUGUAUGUAUGUAGUUCGACCAGAUACAUUACACUUGUGUGCGGAACGUAGUAAUUAAUGGAAGUUGUACUGCUACAGUGUGAGUUAUUAAUUGGGAUUUAGAUCCAUGUAGUCAUCUACAGAGUGUUAA